Molecule: messenger RNA, 1665 nt
Organism: Fomitiporia mediterranea MF3/22
Lineage: Eukaryota; Fungi; Basidiomycota; Agaricomycetes; Hymenochaetales; Hymenochaetaceae
Exons: 3
Coding region: 1-1665 (554 amino acids)
Source: RefSeq, a predicted model, not a curated record
AUGUUCCAGAUUCAUAUAGGUUUGGAAAAACAUUGUUCUCAAUCAGAAAAGCUUAAGGACAGACACAACACUCUGCACUGCCCUCUUACGAGUACUGUCUCACUUCCGCACCUGAUAAUCUACCUCAUCGCCAUGCUCACGUCCCCUCCAUCCAAGAAGGAGACUUGGUGGUACUAUGCUGGUCUGCCCUCUAACCCAAGAUUGGUCGCUCGCACAGGCAUUCAGUGGAAGGCACCCACCGGCCCAGAGGCGUACCGAGUAAUCAGGGAACUCCGCACUGUCGGUAACCAUGCGCUCCUUGACGUUUGGGAAGACAAUUUGGCCCUCAAGAUACACGACCUUCUAGACACGAUGAAGGUGAAAUGGACUAGUACCGACGUCGUCCGCAUCGGGAACGCCGAGGAAUCUUCCUCCACUGUCGUCCUCUGGAUUGGGAUAAAACCAGCAACUCUCUCUGGCUAUGACGGCCUUGAUGUGGCUUCGAAGUGUCGGAACCUCCUGAAAGAAUAUAAUAUCACUGACGUGGAGGUCGAGAUCCGCGAAUGUCCGCGAUCCACUUACCACCACUCUCGGUCUCCCCAUCUCGUCCCAUUUACACCUUGGGCUGAAGGUACCGGCGGCUUCUUCAUUGCCGAGGGUGAUAACAAGAGGCUCCUUCUUGUUACUGCCCGCCACGUCGUCUUUCCACCAGAUAAGAGCAAGAACAGGCUCUUCGAGCACAAGGACGAUAGCCAACCCCGUCACAACGUUACUCUGUUCGGAGAUGCAGCGUUCGAAAGGUACCUUAAAUCCAUCCAGGCUGAGAUCGAAGGCAAGGAAUUCUAUGUCGAGUAUUAUGGGAGAUGCAUUAGUGAGGACUCGGAUGAGGGAGAGGAGGGAGAGGACAGCCCGGCAGUGAAAGAGAAGCACGCGAAAUACCAGGACGAGAUAGACAAGAUGAAGAAGGCGAAAGAAGCGCUCAACGCUUUCUACCAGGACGUGUCAACUCAGUGGAACACUCCGGAAAGCCGCAUUUUAGGCCAUGUCAUCCUCUCUCCUCCCAUCGACGUUGGUGUAAGCAGCGAGUGUUAUACUGAGGACUGGGCUGUCAUCGAGAUCGACCCGUCCAAGAUCGACAAAAGCAACUUCAAUGGGAAUGCCAUCUAUCUCGGUUCUUUUGAGAAGUUUAUUCGUAUGAUAAUUCCCGACUUCGGCCUUCAGAGGACCCGUUCGUUCGAUUAUCCAGUCGACAGUCUUCUCAAGUUGCAUGGCACUAUCCCAGACGAGGGGAUGCGUUACCGGACUGCACUCGAUCACGACGACCUACCGUGUCCUAUGGCUAUCAAGCGCGGUAUUUCCACAGGCCUGACGGUCGGCCGUGCAAACAACAUCUUCUCAUACGUCCGUAACUAUUCCGACGAUGAUAAUCCCAAGACCUCAAAAGAGUGGGCCAUCCUCCCACGGAACUCCGAGUCUGGUGCCUUCUCAGAAAAGGGCGACUCAGGUUCCGUUGUUGUCGACAGGCAUGGACGCAUUGGUGGUCUUCUCACCGGCGGUACUGGCGACAUGGGUUCCGACUUGGAUUCCUUUGAUAUCUCGUAUGCUACGCCAAUCACAUUCCUCCUCAAGCGUAUGACAGAACAGGGACUCCAGGAUCUCAACAUUGACCCAGUCCUCACUGCCUAG